AUGUCAGCUUCGGCACCUCCGUCCUGGCUAUUCUCCAACAACUUCACCAAGACCAACGACACCACCCCUACCACCACAACACCGCAACAAGACAAGAUGGUCAAGAAGGAGAAGUCCGAGAAGAAGGCCAAGGCCGUCGCCGCUCCUACCCAGCAGGCUCCUCCUGACCAAUUGAUGGACCUCGUCGACUCCUUCCUCUCCGAGAACUCGUUCACCUCCGCCCACGAGGCCUUCCAGAAGCAGCGCGCCAAGAGCGGCUGGAAGCCCUCCAAGAAGCAGACCACCCGUCCCGACCUUGUCACCGUCUUCCAGAGCUGGCAAACUACUGUCGAUGGCAAGCCCGUUGCCGCCGGGGUUGAUGUCAAGAACGUCAAGGUUGUGAGCAGCGACAGCUCCAGCAGCGAUAGCGACAGCUCCUCGAGUGACAGCGACAGCAGCAGCGACGAUGAGGACGUGGACAUGGCCGAUGCCGCCGCCGACAGCGACAGCUCAAGCAGCUCCAGCUCCAGCUCUGACUCGGACUCUGACUCAAGCAGCGACAGCGAGAGCGAGGACGAGAAGCCUGCGCCCAAGAACGCUCUGAAGCGCAAGGCGCCUGAGUCGGACAGCAGCAGCAGCCGCCAAGACUGCCGACUCGGCCUCCAACUCUUCCGCGACCCUCGAGAAGACCUCGCCCGAAACCUCUACCGCUGCUGA
Molecule: messenger RNA, 696 nt
Organism: Colletotrichum spaethianum
Lineage: Eukaryota; Fungi; Ascomycota; Sordariomycetes; Glomerellales; Glomerellaceae
Exons: 2
Coding region: 1-696 (231 amino acids)
Source: RefSeq, a predicted model, not a curated record